Molecule: messenger RNA, 3381 nt
Organism: Exophiala oligosperma
Lineage: Eukaryota; Fungi; Ascomycota; Eurotiomycetes; Chaetothyriales; Herpotrichiellaceae
Exons: 9
Coding region: 1-3381 (1126 amino acids)
Source: RefSeq, a predicted model, not a curated record
AUGGCUUCCCUGCGAGAUCAGGCUCAUCCCAUAAUCAAAGAAGCCUUCACGAACUUCGAGUCUCUUGUACGGGUCAAUGACGCACGCAUGUUUAAAUCAACGACCCUGGCGGAUGUGCGAGAAGCUGCACGGAUCAUCGAACGGGAUCAGUCGCAGAGAAGAUGCCUACGGAAUAUGCGACGGAUCGAGCCAUUGUUCGACGCUCUCCACAAACUUGGUGGAGCUAUCGAGACGCUAUGCUCAGGAACUCCCUAUCUGUGCUUCAUAUGGGCUCCCAUCAAGCUCGUCCUCCAUAUUGCAGACGAACACACGAGUGCCUUUGAUCAGCUCAUCGACGCCUACCGGCAAAUAGCCCAGAACCUCCCUCGUUUUGGCCGCCUCGGAACAGCGUUGUGUGAUCAAGACGACUUUCAGGUCGUCCUGGCGGAAAUCUAUAGCGAUAUUCUUGAAUUCCAUACACAUGCAUAUCAAUAUUUACGGCGUGGAGGCUGGAAAUGCUUAUUCGAUGCCUCCUGGAGGAGUUUCUCUCGCCGCUUCAACUCGAUCCUCCAAAGAUUAUCAAGAGGUCGUGACCUUAUUGAUAAAGAAGCACAAGCCUUUGACCUUCUCGAAGUAAAGGCCUUCCGCCAGCAAGUGCUCGAUGAACUCGACCGUUCCGAGCAUGAACGCCAGCAUUGGCAAUUACGCGAUACCUUGUCUUGGCUGGAUCUGAAAGGUCAGGACCGCGAGCAAGAUGACCUAUUCGAAUGUCGGUCCAGCGCUCGGAAACCAGGCACCUGCGAAUGGAUUCUGGACAAUGCUAAAAUCCGUUCCUGGCUUGAUCCUGAGGAUGGGCGGCCUCAACUUUGGCUUCGUGGCAAGCCGGGCUCAGGGAAAACUACCCUGAUCACGUAUCUUUACGAAAACGCCCAAAUCCCUCCAGAAUCAAUCAUGCUCUACUGUUUAUGUGCUUAUGGCUUUGCAAGAUCUGAAGCCAAUGCUUGUGGAUUGACAUAUCGGUCACUCAUUGCGCAGCUUGUUAGAAAAGGACGAAAUCUUGUCUCGUAUGUUUACAAUAACUUCGCAAAGACUGGAGUUGUUCUUUCAGCUUCUAGAGCAAGAGACCUUCUCAAGAGUCUUUUACAGGCUUCAGGUCCAGCCUUUCUGAUAUUCGAUGGCCUCGACGAGUGCGAAGGCAUUCAUCAACGACAGCUAUUGUCAGAGUUACGUCAACUUCUCGUUUCGGUCAAGCCGUCUUCCGAGGAUCAAUCCCCUGUUAAAAUCCUCAUCUCCUGCCGGGAAACCAAGGAGGCUUGGGCGAACUUGAAGAAAGUCCCCCGACUUGUCCUCAUGGAAGAAAAGGACAAGGUAUCGAAGGAUAUUGCAAAGUUGGCCAAGGUUGCCUUAUCACCUCUUAGAGAUCGAUUCAAAGCAACCGUUAUCGCCGAAGUUGAGCAGGGCGUAGUAGAAAAGGCUGAUGGUAUGUUUCUAUGGGUGCAACUAGUUCUAGAUAUGCUCCUUGAACAACACAGUGUGGAGGAUCUACGAAAUACAUUGGACGAAUUACCCAGAGACCUCUUUGGAGUAUAUGCUGCAAUACUUAAACGUAUUCAAAAAUCCUGCAAUGUGGAACAAAAGCGCCGCGUCAAACAUCUUUUCGGCUGGUUGGCAUUUUCCUAUCGGCCACUGAAGGCUCAUGAAUUGUGUGAUCUCGUGAUUUUCCAAAAGAAAAACGCGUUGCUCAAUGACAAUACAAAACUUCAUGCAGGUUUUCUAGAUAUUUGUAAACCUCUCCUCGAGGAGCAUGAAGAUCACUCUAUGACCUUAGUGCACUUCUCAAGCAGAGAGUACUUUUUACACGAACACAGUGGUCCAUUUCUUCCUCGUCAGCAGAUCCAGUUCAGUAUCACUCAAGUCUGCCUCCGAUAUUUGAUGACCUGCCAACCUUUCAGUGUAGAGCCUCUCACCCAUCAGACCAGAGCCGACAUCGUGAAAGGGUUCCACGAUAUUUUCCCAUACAUAAAUCAAUUCUGGACGAACCACCUUGUUGAAUGCCUUAGAGCUGAGCCGACAACGAUAUCCGAGGAAGACGGUUGCGCGAAGAAGGAAAUCCACCAACUCCUCGUUGAUUUACUGCAGUCGUUUCAGAUUAAUGGGUAUGACGGGUCCAACCAAGUGGAUGGCAGCCCUUCUGUGACGGGCCCAAUGUAUAGGCAGGUCUUAACUCUGGAAGAUCUGCCCAGACCCGUUCUUCAUCACCUUGAUUCGAAGAAGAGAAAACAGGCAACCCGCGAUGGCGCGAACGCAAAUACACUGCUUGGGAAGCCUCCUCGACAAGGUCUUUGGGACGAUCCAAUGUUGCUCAAUAUCGCAUUCAGCCGCUUCCAGGACUGCUUUGAGUCCUUAUUGGAUGAUCAGUCAUCAGAAUUAGCCAACGAACUUGGUGUCAGCCUCCCAGAUUUGCUCAGCUUCAGGGCCCGCCAUAGCCACGCUGCUUAUCUCUGCCACAGACGUGGAUGUGUUCGGGCGUCAAUUGGAUUCCAAAGUUCCGAGGAACGAUCCAGGCACGAGACAUGCCACGAGGAACGAUUCCGAUGCUCGGAUCCCAGUUGUGACUUUUCCGUUCGCGGUUUUGCCUCGCGGUCUGCUCUUCAAAAGCAUGUCAAGACGUAUCAUACGAGCUUAGACGAUGUUGUCCUCAAACCUUUCCCCGGUAGCGAAUCUAUUCCUGGCGACAGAGUUUUGGACACCAGAGAAUCUCACUCCUACGAUGGGCGACUGCCAAAUUACUGGCAAGAGUAUAAUUCCAACCCUGGGCCACCACAAGAGAAUUCAUCGAAAUAUCAUCACGGACCAAGGAACACGUAUUCUGAGAAACAUUUGCCGUUACCUGGUGAACCUUUACGACCGCCAAAGCUACGGCUCCCGACAGGCAUGGCCCUGUAUGACCCAUCGUAUGUCUCCUACAAUUCCAAUAUUUUGAAACAAGACAUGGGGGAAGUCAACUACUAUGUACCAGAUACGUCACUCAACUUCAACGGCUUCAACGGUACCGACGACGGCAACAACGCAGACUACUUUUUGGAUGCUUUCCUCAAGUUCGGUGGUCUCGGGACGGCGACGAGUUUGGUCAAACCUUUGACGGAGAGGUGCGAAUGGUGGAUUCUAGCCGGGGUGGAAGAAUCACUUCUAGUCCUACAAGGACUCGGGAUCCAAACCAGCACGAGUUCUCGAUACUUUUUCACCGCUCCCACGACGACGUUCAUCCCCACGACCCAGAUUCAAGACAUUGUCAUCCACGAAGCCUUCAAGGGUUUGGGGGUACGCUUCUACUUGGCAGUAAUUGUCGAAGGGGCGACAGAAGUGGUGGUGGUGUUUCCAGUGAGUAUGAGACGACCCUGA